UCUAAGCCGUGCAAUGCCCUCUUGAUCCAUCGCAGAGAACUCAACCACUUCUCUCACUUGUUGCUUCAUCUUUUAGAUCAUCACCUGCUUCACGCCGUCAAGAUGUCCGUCGAAGUCCUUAAGACCAUUUCCCCCACGACCAAUGAGCCCAUCAUCACCCGCAACGGCGUCUCCCAGGCCGACUUAGAUGAGCUUCCCAACACCGCCACCAAGGCCUUCGAGUCUUGGAGCAAGACCUCCCUGGCCGACCGCCAGGCCAUCGUCAAGAAGGCGCUGAAUCUUCUGCUCGAGAAGAAGGAUGAGCUCGCCGAGGAGCUCACCGUCCAGAUGGGCCGCCCCAUUGCCUACACCGGCGUCGAGGUCGCCACCGCCGUGAAGCGCGGCGAGUACCUCCUCAAGAUCAGCGAUGAGGUGCUCAAGGACACCGACGGCGAGCCGGAGAAGGGCUUCAAGCGCUUCAUCCGCAAGGUCCCCGUUGGCCCGGUCCUCGUUCUCUUCGCGUGGAAUUACCCUUACCUCAUCUUGGUGAACUCACUCAUUCCUGCCCUAUUGGCGGGUAACACCGUCAUCUUGAAGCCGUCGCCGCAGACGCCUACGAUCGUCGAGCACGUGGCCAAGGUGUUUGAGGCGGCCGGCCUCCCAGCUGGCGUGCUGCAGUACUUCCAUUGCGGCUCCCCCAUUAUGAUCGAGUCCAUCGUCCGCAACCCCAAGGUGAAGCUCGUCGCUUUCACCGGCUCCGUGGCCGGCGGCCUCGCAGUGCAGCAGGCGGCGUCGGACCGCGUCGUCAACGUCGGGCUCGAACUCGGCGGCAAGGACCCGGCCUACAUCCGCGACGACGUCGACAUCGACUGGGCCGCGGCCGAGAUCGUUGACGGCGCCGUCUUCAACUCGGGCCAGAGCUGCUGCUCGGUCGAGCGCGUGUACGUGGCCGACAAGAUCCACGACGCCUUUGUUGCGGCUGUCCAGAAGGUUCUCGAGGGGUACAAGCUGGGAGACCCCUUCGACAAGGGCACGCACGUCGGGCCCGUCAUCUCGAAGCGGUCCAAGGAGGCGAUCGAGUCGCACAUCCAGGACGCCAUCGCCAAGGGCGCCACCGACGCAACCCCCGCCAACGAGUCCUUCAACAACCCGCCGCCCAAGGGCAACUUCGUUAAGCCCACGCUGCUGACCGGCGUUGACCACUCCAUGACGGUCAUGACGGAGGAGACGUUUGGGCCCGUCAUCCCCGUCCAGCGCGUCAAGAGUGACGACGAGGCUGUCCAACUCAUGAAUGACAGCGAGUUUGGCCUGACGGCCAGCAUUUGGACCAAGGACACGGACCGGGGCUAUGCGCUCGCGGACCAAGUCGAGGCGGGAACCGUCUUCGUGAACCGCUGCGACUAUCCCAGCCCUGACCUGGCAUGGACCGGAUGGAAGAACUCGGGCAAGGGGCAGACCCUCAGCCGCUACGGCUUCGACCAGUUCGUCAAGCUCAAGAGCUACCACCUUAAGGACUACCCCAAAUGAGCGGCUUAGCACAAGGCGUCUCGCAAGCCGACACAGCGGCGAGCAUGCGCCCCGGAUGUUGCCGGCACCUUUCUUGUCAUUCUGUGAGGACUAAGCAGACGGAAGAACUGGUAAAUUCGAAGUGGCCUGGAGCUGUGGCAGGAUGAUUGGGUGUUUCCCCCCCGCUUGUUUGAGAGAGAGGAGGAACUUGCCGGGCGGGUGGCGGUACUGCCGCAAACCUGUCCCCAACGCCUCUGAGGAAACCCGGGCCAGGGCACGGUGUGAGAGUUCUUGUUUCGCUUUGACACGAGCCCACAUCGAGGACAGCGUCCCUUCACCGCACGGGCAGCAGCCCGCUGGCUCCCGUGGCUUGUGGUCCUUUUCCCUUGUCGGCCUGCUAUGUGGACGGGGCCGAGGAGCACAGGCAGAGAGAUGUGCGCCUAUGUGGGCUCGAGUAAGGCGGGAUCGAAGAAGGGAACACACCCCACGACAAUGUGUGGCGCAGAGAGAGUGUGUAGACGCGAGCAUGAUGAUGUUUUGUUUUGUUCUUAAUGAAAUCACAAUAUACCUCUUCCUCCC
Molecule: messenger RNA, 2064 nt
Organism: Colletotrichum destructivum
Lineage: Eukaryota; Fungi; Ascomycota; Sordariomycetes; Glomerellales; Glomerellaceae
Product: Putative aldehyde dehydrogenase domain, aldehyde/histidinol dehydrogenase
Exons: 3
Coding region: 103-1506 (467 amino acids)
Molecular function (GO): oxidoreductase activity, acting on the aldehyde or oxo group of donors, NAD or NADP as acceptor
Source: RefSeq, a predicted model, not a curated record